CUCUACUCCUCUUUCAGUUCUUGCAGCAGCCCAAAGGUUCCAGCCACUGGAACUGGGGAGGUUUGACGUCCCUCUCAAGGACCCCCGCGUGUGGGCUAGCCUCAGAGAUCCAGGUGAAUGAGCCCCUUCUGGUGCCACCCCCCCCCCGGAAGGCGACGGCAGACAGAGGGGACAGUUAUGUAAGCGCAGUCUCCGCGAGCCCCCUACCAGCUGCUGAGCUUGACUGUGCGCGACCCCUCCCCCAACUCCCAGGCCGGUCAGUCGGUCGGUCUUUCACCCUGCGAAAUUACGAAAGAGCGGCCCACCCCGGUGCUAUAAAAAGGGGCGGUGAGCCGCGCGCCUCCGCUUUGGCUUUGCAGUCUGCGACAGCAACCCCGAGGAUCUGCCGGACGCUCAGAUUGAGGCGCGCAGCAUCUGAGACGGACCAAAGGAACAGCAGGAUGCAGCGGGCUUCGGCUCUCCUGCUGCUGCUGGCGCUGGGCGUCUGCCGAGCGGAGCGCGAUUGCCGCGUGGACAGCUUCCGAGUGAUGGAAAACUUCGACAAGGCCCGAUUCUCCGGGACCUGGUACGCAAUGGCCAAGAAGGACCCUGAGGGGCUCUUCCUGCAGGACAACAUCGUCACCACGUUCUCAGUGGAACCCGAGACUGGCAAGAUGAAAGCCACGGCCAGGGGCAGAGUCCGGCUUCUCAAUGACUGGAAUGUGUGCGCGGACAUGGUGGGCACCUUCACGGAUACAGAAGACCCUGCCAAGUUUAAAAUGAAGUACUGGGGAAUGGCGUCCUUUCUCCAGAGAGGAAAUGACGACCACUGGAUCAUAGACACUGACUACGACACCUACGCGCUUCAGUACUCCUGCCGCCUCAGAAACCCCGACGGCACCUGUGCCGACAGCUAUUCUUUUGUGUUUUCUCGGGAUCCUCAUGGUUUGCCCUUCCGUGCUCAGAGAGUGAUUAGGCAAAGGCAAGAAGAGCUUUGCUUAGGCAGGCAGUACCGGAUGAUUGUUCAUGAUGGUUACUGUGGUUAAUAGAAACCCCAAGCAAUGGAAACUCAUUUCAUCACUACACCACGAAUGUAGUUUCAUUUAAAAACUUCAAAAAACCCUCAUUUAACCUUCAGAUCUAUUUAUCUGAGUUGCCUACUUUGUUUCCAAAAACAUAGAGAACCCUUUACCAAACAUAAAUUUAUAAAGGAAUGCAUGCUUGUUGUAACAAAAUGUACACAUAUUUACUAUCAGUUUCUUUUAAAAAAUACAGAUGAUAAAAAUUUCAAAAUGUUAUAAAAUGUAAUCUUCCUUUUACUCUUGUUCUGGUUUUUGUUAACAUCCAAAUUAGAAGUAUUCAGCUCUCUUCCAUAUAGGCACAGUGAGGAGAGAAUAUAUUUUGAUUCAUGUAAAAAUAUUCUCAAGGAUGGAGACUUCUCAAGAAUGCUGAAGUCUCCCCACAAAAUCCCAUGUGAAGAAGGGUUAAUGGUUAAACUCUAAGCCUGAUAAUAGUUAUGGACUGGAUUUGUCUUUGGAGAAACUAGAUUCAAAUCCAUCUUCACCUCUAAUUACCCCCUGGAAUUUGGGGUAAAUUAAUCAACCUCCAGAUGCUUAUUUCUAAAGGGAGCAGUUUAGGAAAGUAUAUCUCUCUCCUAAUUUUCCAUCUUUUUCCCCUACUACUUUUGAUUAAUAAAAUUAUUAAUUUAUAGCCAGUCUCCUAAUUUUGCCUCUUAUAACCACCAAAAUGAGGAGGUUGGAUUUAGAGUUGAAAGAACCAAACUAGUCCAAUGUGGUCAUUUUAUAGCUUUAGAAACUGAGGUUAGGAGCUCCUGGUCAUCUAUUGGGCAUCCAGCUCUUGUCUUUAGAGCAGACUAGUGAGUAGGGGUGAGGAAGAACUAGGAUCUCCUUGUAUUAGGGUGAAGGGGCACUCCGUUCUUCCCUCUCCCCAGCACAAUGAUCAAUAAAGGACAACAGCUAAAUUUCAGUGACAUGAGGAAGGAGAUGCUAAGGGGCCUAGGUUAGUGCUCAAUUCACAAUGGAUGCUCCCAAUUUCAGGCAGACAGAAGGGAGCCUGUGGCCUCCACGAGGAUGCUCAAAGUCUUGACUAAACAUGGUUUCUCAAAGACUCUACUAGGCAGGGGCCUGUGCCAUGGCUUGACCUGCAUAGGCUUCAUGGCAUCCUACAUGUGUGAAGAUAUAUGGAAGAAUACCGAGGGGGUCUACAAAUGAGAAAUACACCCAAUAAGGAGAUUUCUGUCCAUUUUAACUACUACCUUUCUGAAAGGAAGAAAUAAAUGGCUGAGACAACCCAGAAGGAUUUCCAUUUCAAUUUCUAUACCAUACUGUUCUGAAAGACACUUAUCUGGUCUUCUUCACCUUAGACAACCUCUGGAUCACAAAAAGAAAUGAAUAAAGCUUUUCACAAAAUA
Molecule: messenger RNA, 2410 nt
Organism: Gracilinanus agilis (Agile Gracile Mouse Opossum)
Lineage: Eukaryota; Metazoa; Chordata; Mammalia; Didelphimorphia; Didelphidae
Gene: RBP4
Product: retinol binding protein 4
Exons: 6
Coding region: 441-1025 (194 amino acids)
Biological process (GO): retinol transport
Molecular function (GO): retinol transmembrane transporter activity; retinol binding
Source: RefSeq, a predicted model, not a curated record